AUGUCUUCUGGAGCAGGGAUCCGCCGACUGCCUCUUGAUGUUAUCGCCAAAAUCAGAUCAUCGACUUCGAUCGCUGAUUUGAAUGGGGUGGUUAUAGAGCUGGCCAAGAACUCAUUGGAUGCAAAUGCGCAUACGAUACUCGCAACCGUCGACUUCAAGCGUGGCAGCUGUAUAGUCGAAGAUGACGGCGAAGGUAUCCGUCCGGAUGAAUUUGAGUCUACUGGUGGGCUUGGAAAGAUGCAUCAUACGUCAAGGUUCCAAAAGAGAGAUUCAUAUGGUCAUCGAGGCCUCUUCUUGGCUUCACUAGCUUCAUUGUCCUUGAUGACCGUGACUUCUCGCCACGAAAAGUAUCAGAGUACAAAUUCGGUCAUAUUUCACCAUUCGAAGCCGGUGGCCCGGUUGCUUCCUGCACCAGCACAUCAACGCCUUCAGACUGGUGAACAUGGCACGAGUGUUACCGUCAAUGAUCUCUUUGGCAACAUGCCAGUACGGGUCAAAAGUCGAGCCUUGGCUUUUCAAAGGCCGGAUGAGUUGGAGAAGGAAUGGGAGAAUCUCAGAAACCUUUUGGUCUCUCUGAUGUUGGCCAAUUCGCAGUUUUCGAAGCUUGUUAUUACCGACGUGAUACGUGACAAAAGGAUAUCCAUUCGCUUCGUCUCCCAUACUGGAGACCUUGCAGACAGCUCUAUAUCUACAACAGACCUCAGACGCAUUGGAUCUAUCCUCGCACAAUCUGGAAUGAUCAGUUCCAGAAACAUGAACUCUUGGCACGUUUUAUCAGCUACCAUUCUCGAUCUCACGAUUCGGGCUGCCAUUUCUACCGUGCCCAGCCCGUCCAAGAAACUUCAAUUCAUUUCUUUGGGUGAUGACCCGGUUUUGUCACGGAGCAAUUCAAACAUAUUAUACAACGAAGUCAACCGAUUAAUGUCUCUGUCGGACUUUGGAACCGCCAGACCAGGUUCAAAUGGCACGCCUUCAAUUUGCCCAUCGCCACUCGUGGACGGCACUCAUGGCCCAGGAAGUACGAGUGGCAGAAGCUGGGCUAAGCCCAUCAACAAAUGGCCAAUGUUCUACGUACGGAUCGAGUCAGGAAAUAUUCAAGACUUGUCUGGUGAUGAGUUAUCGCCGGAUUCCGAAAGAUCUAUACAGCGUAUCACGGAUGUCCUUGGCGCCAUGAUUCUAGAGUUCCUGAAACAGCAACAUAUGCGACCCCGUCCCGCGAAGCGGCAAGCCAAAGAAUCGGAUCGAACCCCGUCAAUUACAACCUCUGGCCAGAAAGGUCAUCGGUUUCAUGCAAACUUGGAGGCAGGUUCAAAUACAGAAGAGGCUUUAAGUAGCCAGCUCAAGCUUCCAUUUUUUCAAAGAUCUCAAGCUAUAAUUUCGGGUCAAAAUUUCAAUCAUUGGUCCAGGGUCAAGACCGCGAAAGUUAGCUCUGGUCGUACGUCUCCAGCCGGACUAUUGAAUGAGAACACUGGUACUGGGGACGAAGGACGGGGCGCAGAGCAAAAUCGCUCAAUGUCAGAUUUAACACAGACCACCACGGGGCGCAGGCAACGCGAUUCGACUUUUUCAAUGCAUCCCGAUCAAACAUUCAGGCGAUCAGCUUCAUUAAAAACCAGCAGACAUUUUGUUGUUGAUGAUAAUGAAGGCGACACGCGCGCACCACCAGACCAGCCUAUCCGCUGGUUUGAUCCGCAGACAGGAAAAACACAUUUGAUCAACCCGCGUACAGGUCAGACUAUGAACAGCAAGCCAGCUUCUUCUAGGUUCUCGUUAUGGUCUGGUAGCCUGGCUGCCAACCGGGAACAACCUGACCGCGAGCAGUGGCCAGGUUCUAUGAUCGACCCUUCUGGGGGUCAGUGGGUUGAAGGCUUACUGGAAUCAUGGGAGAACCCAGUGUUCACUCGAUCUGAAAAGCCACUAGCAAAUAUUGAUGUUCCAGCCAUGUCUCACAACUGUCUCCAAGGAAUUGGGUCUCUGGAUGCUUCUCAUCUUGCCAAGUUCAGAGGCAAGAUACAGCGUCACAGUCUAGCAACUUCCUCCAUCAUCGCCCAAGUGGACCAAAAAUUCAUUCUUGUGAAGAUGCACUCAGAAUUUGCGCAGCAUCCUGGCUAUGACUUGGAGGGUGUGCUAGUCUUGAUUGACCAACACGCAGCGGAUGAGCGUUGCCGGGUUGAGCGGUUGUUUGAAGAAAUGUUCAUCUCAACAGAAUCUUCCACAGCAGCAAGUCAAGUCCGAAUGGUUGAGAUUGAUCCUAUAUCGUUCAACGUCUCAUCUAUUGAAAGUGCACUCUUUCGAAAAUACUUGGGGUUCUUCCAAACAUGGGGUAUUCACUACAACAUAGAUGCGAAGUUAGUUUCUACGGCAACUGUUUCUAUUCAUUUCCUCCCAGUUCUCAUCGCCGAGCGCUGUCGAUCUGAACCUAAUUUGAUACUUGACUUGUUACGCCGUGAGAUCUGGACAUGCGAGGAAGACGAUCAGAGGCCACUGGGCUCGAAAAGAUCGUCCACCGAGCACUUCGCAGAUAUGUCACCAAACGAGCCGAGUGGUGCUCAUUCGUGGGUACAGCAAAUGAGCGGCUGCCCCCAGGGCAUUCUAGAUCUUCUCAACUCUCGUGCCUGUCGCUCAGCGAUCAUGUUCAAUGAUCCCCUGAGCAUCGAAGAUUGUAAGGUUUUAGUCUUAAGACUUGCUAAAUGCUCUUUUCCAUUUCAAUGCGCCCACGGGCGACCAUCAAUGAUCCCGAUUCUGGACCUACGACCACGCACAGUGCACGGCACAACACCAUCUGAUGAAAACAUCACGAUGUACGAUGUGGAUGAUGAUGAUAAUGACGAAAACAAUGACGAGGGGUCGGAUUUCAUAGAGGCGUUCCGGAAACGAUAUGUAAAGUAG
Penicillium atrosanguineum is the source of this 2889-nucleotide messenger RNA. RefSeq names its product putative DNA mismatch repair protein (Mlh3). The record is from RefSeq and is a predicted model, not a curated record. The coding region runs from base 1 to 2889 and encodes 962 amino acids. Gene Ontology annotation, molecular function: ATP hydrolysis activity; ATP-dependent DNA damage sensor activity; ATP binding. Gene Ontology annotation, biological process: mismatch repair. Gene Ontology annotation, cellular component: mismatch repair complex. Lineage: Eukaryota; Fungi; Ascomycota; Eurotiomycetes; Eurotiales; Aspergillaceae. The transcript is spliced from 2 exons.